Messenger RNA from Tupaia belangeri chinensis (Chinese tree shrew), 1985 nucleotides. It is a transcript of the gene BSND, whose product is annotated as barttin CLCNK type accessory subunit beta. The record is from RefSeq and is a predicted model, not a curated record. Bases 142 to 1050 code for a protein of 302 amino acids. The transcript has 5 exons. Lineage: Eukaryota; Metazoa; Chordata; Mammalia; Scandentia; Tupaiidae. Gene Ontology annotation, biological process: chloride transport. Gene Ontology annotation, molecular function: chloride channel regulator activity. Gene Ontology annotation, cellular component: basolateral plasma membrane.
GGGAAGGUGAGAGGGUGAGGAGUGAAGCGAUCCCGGAGCUUCAUCCAAUCCUGUGUGGGCCUGCCGGGCAUUUAGGCUGGAUUGCCGGCACCCCCUCUGCCAGUGCUAGGGGUGCACGGGCCAGGACCCAGCCAGGCGGCCAUGACUGAUGAGAAGACCUUCCGCAUCGGCUUCAUCGUGCUGGGGUUUUUCCUACUGGCCCUCGGCACGUUCCUCAUGAGCCACGAUCGGCCCCAGGUCUAUGGCACCUUCUAUGCCAUGGGCGGUGUCAUGGUGAUUGGGGGUGUCAUCUGGAGCAUGUGCCAAUGCUACCCCAAGAUCACCUUUGUCCCCGCUGACUCCGACUUCCAAGGCAUCCUGCCCCCAAAGGCCCUGGGCCUGCUGGAAAGUGGGCUGCACGCUGAGAUGAAGAGCACCCAGCCCCCGUACGUCAGGCUGUGGGAGGAGGCCGCCUAUGACCAGAGCCUGCCCGACUUCAGCCACGUGGAGAUGAGGGUCAUGGGCUGUGCUGAGGACCCCCGCCCCCUGCUGGCCCCGGGGCAGGGACAGCCUAGGCUGGAAGGCAGUGACGGAGGAGAAGGUGGCCCUCGGGGCGCUCAGGCCUGGAUGGAGGCCACCGUGGUGGUCCACAGGGGCUCGGACGAGAACGAAGGAGAAAGAAGCCCAGCUCGGAGCAGGCUGGGCUCCCCAGGCUGUUCCCAGGGCCCCGCACCCUUGGCCUCCCUCCAGGAUGACCUAGACCUGGGCUCCAGUGACGGCAGCAGCCCUAACCCAUCCCCACCUGAUGGGGAGGAGCCUCGCCCCCCACCCCAGGAACCCUGGGCCUGCAGGUGCCCGCUGGACCACUUCCACGACUUUGCCCUGAUCGAUGCCCCCACGGAGGACGCACUCCCAGAGGGGCAGCAGCGGGACCCCAAGGCCAAGGCUUCAGACCCAGACGUAGUGGAGCCCGAGGAGGAAGAGGAAGACUUGUACUACGGGCUGCCGGACAGCCCUGGGGACCCCCUCCCAGACCAGGAACUGGGCUUUGAGCUGGAUGCCCAGGGCUGAGGUGGGCCCACUCCCUGGGUUAUAGCUGGGCACUGCUGCUAACCCCGUGACCUCGCAGGGCCUCAGUGUCUAUCUGCAAAAUGGCAUCAUGUGGAGAUCAGAGAACACGACGGACCCCAGAGAUUUUCGACCGUAAAGAAGUACAGAGGGGGGGGCCGUUGCUCUUGAGGGACCGUGGCUCUCCCAGUAGGUACUUUUCUUUGGUGAAACUGUGAAGGUAAAAUAGGAUUUGUUACGGUGAUCUGGGACCCGUAAAAGCCUUCUCCGCCUUGCCCCAAAGCUGUCUCUGACAGAGACCCUCCUUGGUGCUACUCUCCCAGGCCCCCGCUCCUUGGAGGCCCAGGAUCCCCACUCCUGUCGAGUCUUUGAGUCCUCCCGGGAGACGCUGUGACCCAUCUACACUCGGGGCUAUCUGAGUCUCCUCCCGCCCACAUCCCCUGGGGCUCCCAUUGCUCCUUCACCAGGACCCGGAACCUUCCAUGGUGUCCCGUGUUGACCUCUGGGCUUUAUCUCUGGGCAGCCUCUCCCCAUCCUCUCUGUCCUUCCCACCCCAAGCCCUCCGGCCCCUAGCCCAAGCUGUUUUCUGGCAGGGUGCCCUUGGCCCCGUGUCUAGCCGGCAAACGUUGUGUUCGACCCCUCUGACGGCUUUUCCUGGCAUCAGCGCCUCUGGAACGAGGAUGUCCUCUGGCCUCUGUGCUCCCCUGGGCCUUGCACGUCCACCCCUGUGGCACGGCCGCCUGCCCUGCUCAGGGCAGCAUCGUGGCUUCACUCUGGGCCUGGCCCAGGGCCGGUGGUUAUCAAAUGGGGCCCAGGAAGCUCUGCAGAUAAUGCCCCAUCCCCCACAUUCCCAGCACUGAGAUGCACAGCCCACUCAAAAUUCUUAUUUUUUUCCCUUUGUUUGUGGUAGGGUAUGUGUGCUCCCCAGGGACAGAGAA